Molecule: messenger RNA, 4508 nt
Organism: Chelonus insularis
Lineage: Eukaryota; Metazoa; Arthropoda; Insecta; Hymenoptera; Braconidae
Gene: ClC-a
Product: chloride channel protein 2
Exons: 9
Coding region: 1593-4448 (951 amino acids)
Biological process (GO): transmembrane transport; chloride transport
Cellular component (GO): plasma membrane
Molecular function (GO): voltage-gated chloride channel activity
Source: RefSeq, a predicted model, not a curated record
UUUCAUUCACAUUCAUAAAAUUCUUCUCUUAUCUUUUUUUUUUAUUCAUUACAAUAAUAGUUCAAUUAUCAUAUGAAUUGUUAUAUUAUCUGAUCAGAUAAUUUGUCAACAUCAAUAUAAACAAAAAAAUGUGACCGAAAUUAUAUAUCAUCAUCAUAAGUUGAUAGUAGUAGUGCUUACUUAAUUUUUUUAUUGUUCAUUUGUUUGGAAAUCUUAGCCAUCUUAGUCCAUCAAGUGAGUAAUUUAAUUAGAAGUGUCAUAUACGUUAAUUGAUGGUGAUAGAAUUAAUCAUGAUUGACAGAGAUUUUUCUGUUAAUGAAAAAUUGUUACUUAAUACUUGAAUAAUUCAAAUGAAUUGUUAUUUAACUAUGUAACUAUUGCUAUCUCAAAUUACCAAUUGAUUUGGAAAAAAAAACGAAUCAUAUAAUGAAAACAAAGAAUUAAGACAAAAAUGUGUUAUUUCACACAUUGUUGUUGAAAUAACCUUUGAUACUUAUGAAGUGAUGAAGAACAGUGUUACAUUAUUCUCAGAAUGUUUUGAAUUAUUUCAAAAAAAAAAAGAAAAAAAUGUAAGUCACAUGAGUGAUUGUGCAGAAUGUUUGAAUGAAAAGACCUAGUAAAAAUAGUUUAGAAUAGUAUUUUUAUUUACAUAUAAUGGUGAUGAGGAAAAAUAAGAUCGGAGUAAAGAAUGAUGAUGAUAAUGAUGAUGGUGAUGAUAAUGGGAAGGGAGGGUAAGAGGAUUAAGGAAAUGAAUAGUAUCAAGUAGUUGAAAGAGUUUUCAAUAUUCAAGUAAACUACUAAAGGAAUCACAGUUUACCUAUCAGUUGACUCACGACCGUUACAGUGAGCAGACGUCGACGUACGUCUCGACGCUUUGCGCGUCGUCGUAAACAAUUUAUUAUUAUCAUUAAUAGUUUAAUUAUUAAAUUUAAAAAUAAAUUAAUUAUUGGUCGAGUUAAUUAAUUAAUACUUCAAUCAACUGUGAUAUAGUAUCAAUAAAUAAAAUAAAAAAUAUCUUGAAAUGAAUAUUUUAUGUUUUUAACGAAAUAAUUUCUAGUAAAUGUAGAAGAAAUUUUGCUUUGAUAAAAUAAUUUUACAACUCUAUAUCGAUAAGUUGACAUUUUUUAUUAAUAGCUUCGGCCUACUUUUUUGGUUUAUUGUGCGAUUGGUAAUAUAAGUGUGACAUGAUAGAUAAUUUAGUGAUUUCGAAGUGAUUAAUACAAGAAUCAAAAUAAAGUAUUAAUCUUUCAUUUACAUAUGUAUUAUAAUGAAUAUACAUGUCGUCAGAUAAUUUUAAUAUCACUAUUUGAUUGUUGAGUAAUUACCAAAAUUAUUGUUUCAUUAAAAUCAGAGAAUGGUCUGAAAAUUUUUGUUAUCAAACUGGUAAUAUUUUAUGAAUGAAAUAAUUAAAUUCAUGGAUUUUUCUUAUUGAUGAAUGAAUGAAUUUUUAGCUAACGUAGUCGGCAAACUAUUUACUAUAGUAGACGCAAGCAGUGAGAAUUGUCAAAAGAUAUUUUUAUAAGAUAAUUUCUUAAGAAUUUCAAGUCAUUUUAAAUGUCCAAAAAUUAAAUAGUAAAUUCAAGAAAAAAAAAAUGGCACCAAUGGAUUAUGAAAAAUCGGAUCACAACAAUUUUGGUUGGGGGUAUCAAAAUACUUUGAUGUAUGGUCGUUACACCAAAGAUUUGGGUGAAUUUGCUAAAGAAGAGGCACGAAGACUCAAAGUACACGAUAAGGCUAGAAGGAAACUGGAUAAAGUACGUGCCGAAGAAUUACGAAAAUCAAGAAGAGGUCCAUUAUGUCGAAAAGCUUUAGCAUUACUUGCAUUUAUUUGGAAACAUACUGGAGCAAGGCUUGGAGAAGACUGGGUCUUUUUAGCACUUCUAGGAAUCAUAAUGGCAUUGAUUAGCUACGCGAUGGAUCGUGGAAUUUCUAUGUGUAAUAAUGCCAGAAUAUGGCUUUAUCAAGAUUUAACUUCGCAUCCGGCUCUUCAAUAUUUGGCGUGGGUGUCACUUCCAGUAUGUUUAAUUCUCUUCAGUGCUGGAUUUGUCCAUAUCGUGGCACCGCAAAGUAUUGGCUCUGGGAUUCCUGAAAUGAAAACAAUCCUUCGUGGAGUAGCACUGAAAGAAUAUUUAACAUUUCGGACAUUAGUAGCCAAAGUAAUUGGAUUAACAGCAACACUAGGAUCAGGAUUACCUCUAGGGAAAGAAGGUCCAUUUGUCCAUAUUGCCAGUAUUGUGGCAACCCUUUUAUCAAAAUUAGUCACAAGUUUUCAAGGAAUUUACGAAAAUGAAAGCAGAAAUUGUGAAAUGCUUGCUGCUGCCUGUGCUGUUGGAGUAGCAUCAUGUUUUGCAGCACCAAUUGGAGGAGUUUUAUUUAGUAUUGAAGUAACGACAGUCUAUUUCGCAGUUCGAAAUUAUUGGAGAGGAUUUUUUGCUGCUGUUUGUGGUGCUACCAUGUUCCGACUUUUAGCUAUCUGGUUUCAGAGGGAAGAAACAAUUACAGCAAUGUUUGCAACAAAUUUUACAAUGGAUUUUCCAUUUGAUCCUCAAGAACUUUUUAUUUUUGCUUUAAUUGGUGUAGGCAGUGGACUUGGAGGUGCUUUUUAUGUUUGGCUUCAUCGUCAAUAUGUCAUAUUCAUGAGGAAAAAUAAAAGCAUGAAUUUAUUCUUACAAAAAAACCGUUUUCUCUAUCCGGGAAUUGUAUCUCUACUGGUAGCAUCAGUUUCUUUCCCUCUUGGACUUGGUCAAUUUAUGGCCGGAGAAUUAAAUACUCAUAAUCAAGUUCAUGGUCUUUUUACCAAUUUUACUUGGACAAAACAACGACUUAGUGUUGAAGAGAUGAGUGUCGUUAAACAUUGGACAACACCUUAUUCCGAUGUAUUUGUUGGUCUAUUUGGUUAUGUUCUUUUUACAUUCAUAUUUUCUAUUAUUUGUUCUACUGUCCCAGUACCAUCGGGAAUAUUCAUUCCAGUUUUUAAAAUUGGUGCAGCUCUUGGAAGAGCUGUAGGAGAAGCCAUGGCUCUUUGGUUUCCAAAUGGUGUUCGUUAUGGUGGAAUCAUCACUCCUAUCACUCCAGGGGGUUAUGCAACUGUUGGUGCUGCUGCGUUUUCAGCCGGUGUCACCCAUACUAUUUCCGUGAGCGUCAUAAUUUUUGAAAUGACAGGGCAAAUCACUCAUAUUGUUCCCAUUAUGAUUGCUGUGCUAAUUAGUAAUGCUAUUGCUGCAUUACUUCAACCCAGCAUCUACGACAGUAUUAUUCUUAUUAAAAAGCUGCCAUAUCUGCCUGAUUUAUUACCGUCUAGCUCUGGAAUGUACAAUGUUUAUGUAGAAGACUUUAUGGUGCGAGAUGUUAAAUAUAUUUAUCACGGAAUAACAUAUCAGAAGUUGAAAGAAACUUUAAAAGAGAAUCGUAAAUUACGUGGUUUUCCACUUGUUGAUAAUCCAGAGUCUAUGAUUCUAUUAGGCUCUAUCCAGAGAUUAGAACUGAUCAAGCUCAUUGAGAAACAAAUUGGUCGAGAACGAAGGCUUCAGGUAGCACAAAAACUUCAAAAAGAAGCUGAAGAACGAGCAAAAGAAGCAAUGGAACGUCAAAUGCGUGAACAGGAGAGAACACGACGACCAUCAAGAUUUGAAGUCAUUCCAGCGCCAGAUAUUUUAAAAAUGCAACGUCAAAGUGCUAGUGAUUUAACAAUGGCAGGAAAUGGACCUGAUCAUCAUACUUAUCAUACUCCAUGUUUUGGGACCCAACCAAAAAAAUCAAUUCUCAAAAAAACUAAUUCAUUCACACUCAAAGGAUUUAGUCCACUAGUUAGUCCUGCUAUGACUCCAUAUACAACAGUAACUGGAGCAGAAAGCAGAAUCCGAUUGGCAUUUGAGGCCAUUUUUAAAAAGUCUGCAACUCUUCAAGAUGUCGAUCCUGAUCCUGAAGUUGGGUCUGUUAAUAACACGAGGCAUGAUAGUACUGAAGCUAAUGUUACUGCUCACACACCGAUGUUAGCACCUAGCCCUGCAACUUCCAAGAAAGUUCAAUUGCCAAGAGAAAGAGUUAUUGACAUGUCACCAGAAGAUCAAAAAAGGUGGGAAGAAAGUGAAAUGGCUCUUGAAGUUGAUUUUUCACGUUGUCAUAUCGAUCCAGCUCCAUUUCAAUUAGUCGAGCGAACUUCAUUGCUUAAAGUACAUAGUUUAUUCAGUAUGGUGGGUGUUAAUCAUGCUUAUGUGACAGCAAUUGGAAGAUUAGUUGGUGUAGUAGCGCUAAAAGAGUUACGAAAAGCUAUCGAAGAUGCAAACUCAGGAAUUUUACCCGCACAUUUAGAAGGAAAUCCUACGACGUCCGUUUCAAGUCUUACAACAAAGAGCGAUAAUGAUUCAGAAGUCAAAGAAAUAGAUAAAUUAAAUUCAAUAGAUGUUAUUACUGACGAUGAGCAGAAGGUUGUUGAUAAUAAGGUUUAAAGAAAAGAAUCGAAGCAAAAUUACAAAAAAGAGUAAAAAUUUUUAAAAUUAAAAAAAAAA